Messenger RNA from Penicillium samsonianum, 2247 nucleotides. RefSeq lists its product as uncharacterized. The coding region runs from base 1 to 2247 and encodes 748 amino acids. Lineage: Eukaryota; Fungi; Ascomycota; Eurotiomycetes; Eurotiales; Aspergillaceae. Gene Ontology annotation, molecular function: carboxypeptidase activity. The transcript is spliced from 3 exons. The record is from RefSeq and is a predicted model, not a curated record.
AUGAAAGGCCUGCGACUCGAUCAUGAGUUCAAGGCAGCCAAUCGCCGAACCAGUCGUUCACGUGUGAUGUUGUUUACUGCCCUGCUUGUCAUUUCCAUCACCGUCAUCCGAGCUAUUCCACUACCCACCUUCGAGAAUAUUCUCGACAUCAAGCAAUACUUGCCCGCACCCUGCGUCAAUUGGCGCUCGCUCUCGGCAACCAGCACACCGAAAUUGCCUUAUGACCAGCUUCGCGACAUCUUGCUGAACACCCCCGACGGCAACAAGGCGCGCGAGUGGAGCAGUUACUACACCACCGAAUCGCAUCUUCCUGGUCAAGGCCACGACCAAGCCGUUUGGACAAAGGAGCGAUGGGACGAGUUCGGGCUGCCGGAGAACAACAUCAUCUCGCAUGACGUGAUCGUACCGGAACCGCGUGGGCAGCGGCUUGUGCUCCAGGGAUCUGCGGGCGAAGUCUUAUACGAGGCUGCGCUGGUCGAGGACCAAAGCCUGGUUGGCAGGCAGAACGAUAGCGGCAAAAAGCCGUUUAUUUCGGCUUUUCAUGGCUUCUCGGCGCCUGGGAAUGUCUCCGCCCAGUAUGUCUUUGCGAACUUCGGCACAAAAGAGGAUUUUGGAGACUUGGUCGCCGCGGACGUCCCGCUGCAAGGGAAGAUCGCCAUUAUCAAAUAUGGCCGUAUCGGUCGUGGUGAGCAAGUCCUCAAUGCGCAGGCGAUGGACAUGGCCGCCGUGAUUUUGUAUAAUGAUCCUCAGCAGGACGGAGGCAUCACUGAGGCGAAUGGGUACAAGCCGUUUCCUGAGGGCCCGGCGCGCGCACUCACGAGUGUCGAGCGAGGCAGCGUCGGCAAUAUCGAAUACAGCGCGGACGGCAACAGCCCCGUUUUAAAAGCCCCCACGAUUCCGUCACUCCCCAUCUCCUACUCCGAUGCGAUCCCUAUCCUCAGGGCUCUCAAUGGGCAUGGUCCAUCUGCUGAUGAUUUCAAUUCGCGCUGGCAUGGCGGUGCGCUCGGUUACAAAGGUGUUAAUUACAAUACUGGCCCGUCACCGCCCGAGCUCACGCUGCGUCUAUACAACCACCUGGAAUACGUCAGGCGCAAGGUGUACAACGUGAUUGCGUCCGUCAAGGGGACUCUCAUAGACGAUGAAGUGAUCAUUCUCGGUAACCACCGCGAUGCAUGGGGCGGUGGAGCGGGUGAUGGGAACAGCGGCUCCAGCGCACUGAACGAAGUUGCCCGCGCAUUUGGUGCGGCAGUGAAACGGGGAUGGCGGCCUCUUCGGUCAAUCGUCCUUGCGAGCUGGGAAGGAGAAGAAUUCGGGCAGCUGGGCUCCAAGGAAUGGCUUAAUGAGAACCUCUCAUGGCUGGACCCGACGGCAGUAGCCUAUCUCAACGUUGUCAUGGCUGGAAGUGGCAGCUUGUUCCACGUGAAGGCGAGCCCACUAUUGUACCAGGCCAUGUUAAGUGCCACUGGUGAGAUACCAUUUCCUAAUCAGACCACUCCCGGACAGACCAUUUUGGAUGUCUGGGGCGGAAAUAUUCUGGCCGGUGCCCCGAGCGAUGCAAUGCGAUUCCUCGACACUGGGUGUAUCGCUGCCAUGGAUUUUGGUUUCUCGCCGGCUCCCGGAGAACCUGUUUUACAUUAUCAUUCCCAAUUCGACAGUGUAGACUGGAUGGAUCGGUUUGGCGACCCGGAUUGGGAAUACCACGCCACCACAGCAAAGCUCUGGGCACUGCUCGCUUCAUCUUUGAUCGAGACGCCAGUGCUGAAUCUGAGCGUGUCCGAUUAUGCCGACGUGUUGAUCAAAGCCCUGCACACUGUGGAAACUGAAAUUCUUUCGAGCCCAGCGGUAAAUUUCGAUUUAACUCCUCUUUUCAGUGAAGUUGAGCGCUUGCGGCAUUCUGCUGUUGAAUUCGAUGCCCACGCAGCCACCGUCAGAAAUCUUGUUUCCCAAUCGGCCAAGGAAACUGAAUAUGACCAAUACCCAUCUUUCGCAGAAAUGCGCGCAAUCAACAAGAUCUAUUUGGGAUUUGAGCGGAUGUUCAAGUAUGAACCUGGGUUGGAAGGCCAACCAUGGAUGAAACAUGUUGUUUUCUCACCCUCGGCAUGGUAUAACGACGGGAAUAUGUUCCCCGGAUUGACAAGCAGCCUUCGGUCUGAGGAUCUGGUUGGAGCAAAGAAAUGGCGAGGUAUUAUUCAAGACCGCAUUUCAAAUGCGACAGAUCUCUUGCAGUCGGGCCGGCCCGAGUACUGA